AUGAACAUACUUGUAUUAGGAGCUGGUGGGCUAGGAUGUGAGAUUAUUAAAAAUCUUUAUAUGAUUAACAAAAACUCUUCAAUUAAGAAAAAUCAAAAAUGUAAAAACGCAUAUUUAAUUAAACAAAUUACUUUAAUUGACUUCGACAAGAUAGAACUAACUAAUUUGAAUAGACAAUUUUUAUUCAAAUUAAAUGAUAUUGGUGAAUAUAAAUCUAUUGUGAUUGCCAAAUAUUUUAAUCAAUUCAUCCCUACUUUUAUUACUCCAUUAAUUAUUGAUAUAAAGACUUUAGAUUAUCAAUUCUUGGAACAAUUUGAUUUUAUCAUAUCAGGCUUGGAUUCAAUUGAUACAAGAAGAUAUAUAAAUAAUUUAUUAAUCAAUUUUACAAGAUUAAAUAAUUAUGCAAAAAUUAUUCCCUUCAUAGAUUCUGCUUGUGAAGGAUUUAAAGGUCAUAUUAAAUUGAUUAUUCCAACAAUCACUGCUUGCUGGGAAUGUACAAUAGAUACUUUACCUUCAACGAAUUCUUCUGAUGAUUCUGCUCCUUUAUGUACUUUGGCAUCAAGACCGAGAAAUUUAAUUCAUAUCAUUCAAUAUGUUUGGCUACAACAAUCCAAUCUCAAUAAGGGAUCUCCAAAAAUUAAACAAAAUCAAAAUCAAAUCGAUAAUGAUGAUGAGGAAGAUGAAACUUUACCAAUAGAAACUCUUUUAAAAUUAUGUAAAGCAAGAGCAAAAGAAUUUCAAAUAGAUGACUCGAUAUUAUCACCCUCUUAUAUUGAAGGUAUUAUUAAAAAGACUAUCCCAAGUACAGCUCCAUCGAACGCAAUGGUAGCAUCACAAGCUUGUUCAUUAUUAUUACGAUUGUAUCAUGAUAGGCUAGAUUUAGAAUCUAUUGAUAAUCUAGAUACUUUUACAAUUUGCAACUUAACAAAUGGAGUUUAUUUUUAUAAAUUUGCAGCUCAAAGAUCAUCAAAUUGUCCUGUUUGUUCAGGUAUAUGGAAAAAUUAUAUAUAUAUAUAUAUAUAUAAUUACUAUUGUAUUUUAUUUAGUCAUUUCGGGUUUCUAUACCCAUCGGCAUUUUCUUGA
Henningerozyma blattae CBS 6284 is the source of this 1083-nucleotide messenger RNA. RefSeq names its product NEDD8-activating protein UBA3 (gene UBA3). Gene Ontology annotation, cellular component: nucleus; cytoplasm. Lineage: Eukaryota; Fungi; Ascomycota; Saccharomycetes; Saccharomycetales; Saccharomycetaceae. The transcript has a single exon. Gene Ontology annotation, biological process: protein neddylation. Gene Ontology annotation, molecular function: NEDD8 activating enzyme activity. The record is from RefSeq and is a predicted model, not a curated record. The coding region runs from base 1 to 1083 and encodes 360 amino acids.